Lotus japonicus is the source of this 729-nucleotide messenger RNA. RefSeq names its product protein EIN6 ENHANCER. Bases 171 to 545 code for a protein of 124 amino acids. The transcript has 4 exons. NCBI's taxonomy places the organism in Eukaryota, Viridiplantae, Streptophyta, Magnoliopsida, Fabales, Fabaceae. Gene Ontology annotation, biological process: chromatin remodeling. The record is from RefSeq and is a predicted model, not a curated record. Gene Ontology annotation, cellular component: Ino80 complex.
GGACCAACCCGGUCCUUGUUGAAACUUGAAAGUGAAACUAUUGAAAUACUCGAACCCAAAAUAAAAUUAAAGAUAAAAUAAAGUGGCGAAUGUAUGAAUUGAAGAUUUUCAAUUGUUGAGGCGAAAACACCGCCACCACCUGCGAACGCCGAUUAGGAAAGGGUGAUAAGAUGGAAGCAGAGGUAGUGGACGCUGAGCUAGUGCUGCCGAAUUACCUCAGUUUUAAGAGAGUUCAGAUGCAUGAGAAAUACCCUAAAGGCCAAUCUAGAGGGAGGCACUGGAAACAUCUUAAGCAGAUUAUUCAAGCUGAGAAUUAUCAGAAUUACCCUCCUGAUCAACCCAAUUAUGUCAAUAUUGAGUCACCCCCCUCCAUGCAUCCCUGCAAGAGAAUUUGUGAUAUUACAGGCUAUGAGGCACCUUACUAUGAUCCUAGGACUACCCUCCGAUAUGCAAACACCGAUGUUUUCAAGAUCAUCAGGGCGCUUCCUAAUGAUUAUGUGCAGAGAUACCUAGCUCUAAGAAAUGCAGCAGUAGUUCUCAAGUAGUUUUAUGGCUUUCCUGACUUAUGAGACACCUUAUUCUUAUCCCUUCAUUCUUACUUUAACAACUUUUUAGGAUGUGUUUACCAUGUAUAAUGUCGCUCUUUGUCCCUAAUUUGGUCUUGUCUGAUAUUUUGUAAAUUACAAGAUUUCUAUUGAUAAAUAGCAUUGCCAAUUUAUUAAUUACUAA